AUGUCAUCAACCUUCCUUUGCUUCAAACCUACUGGCGUCAUCAAGGCUGUCAGCAUCACCAAGCCCCUCCACCAGCGUCACCAGGCCCACCCAACAGCGUCACCAGGCCUCCACCAGCGUCACCAGGCCCUCCACCAGCGCCACCAGGCCCUCCACCAGCGUCACCAGGACCCACCAAUAGCGUCACAAGGCCCACCAAUAGCGUCACCAGGCCUCCACCAGCGUCACCAAGCCCUCCACGAGCGUCACCAGGCCCUCCACCAGCGUCACCAAGCCUCCACCAGCGUCAACAGGCCCUCCACCAGCGUCACCAAGCCUCCACCAGCGUCACCAGGCUCCCACCAGCGUCACAGCGAGCAGAGGAUUGGUAUUUACGAACACAAGUUGGUCCUGAUGCACAAGGUUAAUCAGGGCGAAGAAUUCCUUAUUGAUCCAACUGAUUCCUUUUGA
Messenger RNA from Homarus americanus (American lobster), 450 nucleotides. RefSeq lists its product as uncharacterized. Bases 1 to 450 code for a protein of 149 amino acids. NCBI's taxonomy places the organism in Eukaryota, Metazoa, Arthropoda, Malacostraca, Decapoda, Nephropidae. The record is from RefSeq and is a predicted model, not a curated record. The transcript is spliced from 2 exons.